This is a messenger RNA of Theileria equi strain WA, 726 nucleotides long. Its product is annotated as nucleoside diphosphate hydrolase. Gene Ontology annotation, molecular function: isopentenyl-diphosphate delta-isomerase activity. Gene Ontology annotation, biological process: isopentenyl diphosphate biosynthetic process. The coding region runs from base 83 to 676 and encodes 197 amino acids. Lineage: Eukaryota; Apicomplexa; Aconoidasida; Piroplasmida; Theileriidae. The transcript has 4 exons. The record is from RefSeq and is a predicted model, not a curated record. Gene Ontology annotation, cellular component: cytoplasm.
CAUUGUAUAUUAUCACCUAUUCAAAUUAAUGCGGACAUAUUUAAAAACAUAGUUUGCAUUACUAAAACCCAAAACACAUAGGAUGAUAGAUAAAACGAAGAUUGAGUCCAUGCCUAACUCUACAGAAGUUAUCUGUAUGGUAGACAAGGACAACAAUGAAAUCGGAAGCUGCACAAGAAAGGAAAUGAGAAUGUAUAACGAGUGGCAUAGGACGUCAGCCACAGUUGUCAUCACCGGUCCAGAGGACCCUCAUCUCUUUUACCAUAUUAGAGAUAUGUCAAAGGAGUAUUGUCCUGGAUAUUUAGACAUCUCCUUUGGUGGUGUAGUUACUGUCGGCGAAUCUUAUCUUGAUAACGCUAUGAGAGAAGUCCAUGAAGAAUGCGGACUCUGUUUAUCGGAAGAAAAUCUAAUCGAAAUCGGUUCCUUUUCAGUAGAUGGGGAAUUCAUCAGAUGUCAUUAUAAAUUAUACGUUGCCCUCUUCAAUGGCACUGCUGAAGACUUGAUUCCACAAAAGGGUGAAAUAAUGUACAUUAAAAAGGCCAGCCUUCCCGAGUUGGAGGAGCUCCUCAAGGAAAAUAAACACACUGAAUCCUGCCACAAAAUACUAGAGUCCUUAAAGGUCUUUAUCGCUUCUGGUAAAAUCUCGCAAUUGCAGGAGGCCAAAGUAGCAAAGUAGCAUGUUUCGCUAAUAGUCGCAGACUGCGUAGUGCAAGUAAAUAUGUAGUA